Messenger RNA from Trichogramma pretiosum, 1707 nucleotides. RefSeq lists its product as uncharacterized. The coding region runs from base 54 to 1388 and encodes 444 amino acids. Lineage: Eukaryota; Metazoa; Arthropoda; Insecta; Hymenoptera; Trichogrammatidae. The transcript has 6 exons. The record is from RefSeq and is a predicted model, not a curated record.
GGAGCGAUCCUCCCGCGGCUCAGUCGAAACGAGCGCAUACUUACGGCGAGAACAUGAAAGGCGCCGCGUCCUUCGUGCUCAUCCUGAGCCUGGCGAGCAGCUCAUUGGCCCAAUAUCAGAAUCAGUCGCGGCUCGUGGGACCCGAGUCCAGGCGCAGCAAUCGCGGCCCCGACUGGAAGAAGGUUUUUUGGCAGACCAGCGAGAAAAGAUCCGCUGCUCAACAAGAAGCGGCCGCCGCCACGGCCGUUGCUCAGCACAGGCAACAGCAACAGCAGCAGCGAAACUCAUUCAGAGACUCCAGACUGCUGUCGCUGUUUACCCUGGUACGCUUCGAGAACAACAUUUGCGCGGGGGUGACGGGGGAGAACGGCACCUGCAUCUCGCCUUCGGAGUGCGCCCAGCGCGGCGGACUGUCGAGCGGCCUCUGCGCCAGCGGCUACGGCGUCUGUUGCAUAGUGAGCGUGAGCUGCGGCCAGACGACCUUCGACAACAACACGUACUUCGUCAACGCCAACUACCCGUCGACCUUCGACGGCACCGACUCGUGCCAACUGACCGUCCUCAAGUCCCACCCGGACGUCUGCCAGUACCGGCUGGAUUUCGUCCAGUUCAGCAUCAGGGGCCCGGAGACGCUCAACAAUCUCUGCACCUACGAUCAGUUCAUCGUUUCCGGCGGCAGCCCCGUCUCGCCGAUUUGCGGCAACAACAACGGAAAUCACAUGUAUAUCGACGUAGGCACCGGACCAACGAAUCCAGUGACGCUAUCGUUCGUCACGAGCGGCAACGGCUUCGAUCGAUCCUGGCGCGUCCGCAUAGCCCAAAUACCCUGCAGCAGCAUAUUCCGAGCCGAGGAGGGCUGCAUGCAGUACUACACGGGCGUUUCCGGCCAGAUCAAGUCCUUCAACUACGACCCCAACGUCGGCCUGCAGCUGUCCAAUCAGGACUACAGCAUCUGCAUCAGAAUGGAGAGGAACUUUUGCGGGAUUCAGUACAUGACCUGCGACGACGGCUUAUCGGCCUCGCAGACGAACGCGGUGCAAGUCGGUCAGCAGGCGGCGCGCAGCAGCUCGUUCACGCUCUCGGGCAACACCCUCAACGGGCAGUUCGCCGCCCUCUCCUCGGACCGCAACUGCCAGAACGACUGGCUCAUGAUACCCUGCGCCAUGAGCGCCGGCCGCCAGCCCAACGCCCAGAUAACUUGCGUCGAUCGACUCUGCGGCGGGGCCUUCAAUACCGAGAGCAGCGUCAAUUCCACCUCCAUCAUAAGUACUGUCAAGCCGUUCAGGCUCGUCUUCCAUACCGAUGGCACGGAGGCGCCUAGCGAUUUUGGCAAUCGAGGCUUCUGCUUGAAUUACGUCCAACAACCGUGCACCAUGAAAUUGCGGUGAAAGCUCGCAGCCCGACUUCUCGAUCGACUUCGGUGCUUUUCAGCAAAACAUCUACCUACCUCCGCUUGCUCGAUAUUAUUCACAUUUACCAAGCUUUCUCCGUGCAAUUUUCUCUACGAAAAUAUCUCGUUCAUGGAUUACAUUGUUUUACACCUUUUCUUUGAAUCAUUCAGUAUCCAAUCACUGAAUCAUUUAUGUUAUGUACACUUGCUUCCAUUUAUAUCUGCGAAACAGAAAAAAUUUAAAUGUAGCAAAAUAAAGGCUGCCUGAAGCAAGUGUACGCACAACGUUUUAGUGUCAACCACACGCUACCUUACCU